This is a messenger RNA of Alternaria arborescens, 843 nucleotides long. RefSeq lists its product as hypothetical. The record is from RefSeq and is a predicted model, not a curated record. The transcript has 2 exons. Bases 1 to 843 code for a protein of 280 amino acids. Lineage: Eukaryota; Fungi; Ascomycota; Dothideomycetes; Pleosporales; Pleosporaceae.
AUGUUCACCAAGAUCUUCGCUGUCUCGAGAACCACUUUCCUCAUGUUUAAUGUCGUUCGCGCUAGCGACCAGGAUAAGUUCAACGACAACAAAUGCAUUUGGUGCUGGGGCCCAUACGACGAAGACCAUCCUGCUGCUCGCGUGCGGACUUGCGGCCACGUAUUCGGACGCGACUGUCUCCCAGAUAUAACCAAGGGCCCGACCGGUGAUCUUUGUCCUAUCUGUCGAUCUCCAUGGUUCCGGACCGAUACUCUGCCUCUCAUGUUACAAUUCCUCAAUCGCUUCUUUGUGAACCCCUUAGUGGAUUUGUUAACUCCGAUCAGGCUCACCUUAUACAAGAUCGAAGCUAAACUUCCGCCUUGGGCCCUGUCCAUAGGACGCUUUUUAUUCUACGCAGGCAAUGUGUAUCACCAAAUCGACUACAUGAUCCGAGCUCUCACCGGCCUAUAUGCAAGGAACCCAGGUUUGCGUUCCUUUACCAUGUCUCCGGUGAUACGACAUGAAAAGUGGGACAGGUUCUUGAUUCUCACUUGCUCCUACCUUGCGACUCGAACAACAAAACCAACCGCGAUUAAUAUAGGUGCGGCUUCCCUGAGCUUACACGAGGAAGUUCUGGUAUGUGCAGUAACGUCGAUCAUGUUCAAAGUCUACAUUCUAUUGAAGCACGGCGCACACCGUCAGCUCAAAAGUCGGCGGGAUUGUGCUAUCUUCGGAUUGAUCACGGGUCUGAUUUUGACGCUCCAUUGGUUAGCAGCUUCCAUGGUAUUCAAGAUUGUUAUUGAGAACCACCAACAAGCUGGAAACCGUAGGGUAGAAAAUCUCGAAGUCGGUAGAGACCUAUGA